AUGAACAAGAAAUCAGCAAUGACGUAUUCUAGACAAGAGAAGGUUGUCACUCAACCGCAAUCCGCUAAAAUCUCAGUAACAACGACAACAAGCACACAAGAGAUACCAUUUCGGCGGAGAUUGCCUAAAGCUGCUAAACGCGUACAGGUUAAGGUAUUUGUUGAAGAAACCCUGAAAAAGGGAGUUAGAGGACUAGUGGCAGAAUUUAAAUCAAUGAAACGUGUGAAUGAUUUCACAAAAAUGACGGAAUUUCUAGCACAAACUCCCCAAGGUCGAAACAGAUAUAAGGAUGUUGGAUGCUUGGAUAACGAUAGAGUCGUACUCAGAAUUGGACCAGUUUCUUACAUACAUGCUAAUUAUGUAUCAACACCAAUGAGUUCAAAAAGGUUCAUCUGUACCCAGGUGGGAUUUUUGUUCGUUUAGUC
This is a messenger RNA of Strongylus vulgaris, 425 nucleotides long. Lineage: Eukaryota; Metazoa; Nematoda; Chromadorea; Rhabditida; Strongylidae. The record is from the annotation of a GenBank genome assembly.